Molecule: messenger RNA, 1056 nt
Organism: Pipistrellus nathusii (Nathusius's pipistrelle)
Lineage: Eukaryota; Metazoa; Chordata; Mammalia; Chiroptera; Vespertilionidae
Source: the annotation of a GenBank genome assembly
AUGGCAACGUCGCCCCUGAAAGUGUGCAUCGUGGGCUCGGGGAACUGGGGUUCCGCUGUUGCAAAAAUAAUUGGUAACAAUGUUAAGACGCUUCAGAAGUUCUCCUCCACGGUCAAGAUGUGGGUUUUUGAAGAAAUGGUUGAUGGGAGAAAACUGACAGACAUCAUAAAUAACGACCACGAAAAUGUGAAAUAUCUCCCUGGACACAAGCUGCCGGACAAUGUGGUUGCCGUCCCGAACCUCCAAGAGGCUGUGCAGGAUGCGGACAUGCUGGUGUUCGUCAUCCCACACCAGUUCAUCCACAGGAUCUGCGACGAGAUCACCGGGAAAGUGCCCAAGAAAGCACGGGGAAUCACGCUCAUCAAGGGCAUAGACGAGGGCCCCCAGGGGCUGAAACUCAUCUCCGACAUCAUCCGAGAGAAGAUGGGCAUUGACAUCAGUGUGCUGAUGGGAGCCAACAUUGCCAACGAGGUAGCCGCAGAGAAGUUCUGUGAGACCACCAUUGGCAGCAAAGUAAUGGAGAAUGGCCUUCUCUUCAAAGAACUCCUGCAGACUCCAAAUUUCCGCAUCACGGUGGUUGAGGACGCAGACACGGUUGAGCUCUGUGGGGCUCUGAAGAACAUCGUGGCGGUGGGAGCAGGCUUCUGCGACGGCCUCCACUGCGGAGACAACACCAAAGCCGCCGUCAUCCGCCUGGGGCUCAUGGAGAUGAUCGCCUUCGCCAAGAUCUUCUGCAAGGGCCAGGUGUCCACGGCCACCUUCCUGGAGAGCUGCGGCGUGGCCGACCUCAUCACCACCUGCUACGGGGGCCGGAACCGCAGGGUGGCCGAGGCCUUUGCCCGGACAGGAAAGACCAUUGAAGAGUUGGAGAAGGAGAUGCUGAAUGGGCAGAAGCUCCAGGGACCUCUGACCUCUGCGGAAGUGUACCGCAUCCUCAAGCAGAAGGGGCUGCUGGACAAGUUUCCGUUGUUUACUGCCGUCUAUCAGAUCUGCUAUGAAGGCAGGCCUGUGCAGGAGAUGCUGUCUUGCCUCCAGAGCCACCCAGAGCAUUUGUAA